This is a messenger RNA of Prunus armeniaca (apricot), 813 nucleotides long. The record is from the annotation of a GenBank genome assembly. NCBI's taxonomy places the organism in Eukaryota, Viridiplantae, Streptophyta, Magnoliopsida, Rosales, Rosaceae.
AUGGUGGUAAUGCGGGGUGACCUACAACCCAAUAAGCUGUAUAAGUUAAUUGGGGCCACUAUAGUUAGGGGAGCAGCUAUUUCUGUAAAUCAAGGUAUAGAAGACAAGACUAAACUCAGCCAUCAUAGGCUUGGGCACAUAUGCCAAAAAGGGUUGCAAGAAUUACACAAGCAAGGCCUAUUGGAAGGCAUGUCAUCUUGCAAACUGGACUUCUGUGAAUAUGUGUUCUUGGAAAGCAAAGGAAGGUAUCAUUCACGAGUAGCAGUGCAGAUAACCGAAGCAAGGAACAACUCAGCUAUAUUCACUCAGAUGUUUAGGGCCCUGCACCAACCAAAUCAAAUGAAAAAAUCCGAGGUUUUUGCAAAGUUCAAGGAAUGGAAAACUAAAACCGAGAAUCAAACUGGAAGAAAGAUCAAGUACCUGAGAAGUGACAAUGGAGAUCACCAUCUACAAUUCUCGAUUUUAAGAGUGCAGAAUAGGUAUGGUCUGAGAAGCCGGUGGACUAUUCCAAGCUCAGGGAGUGAAGGGUUUCAGGAUAUCAACAACAGGAAAAAGGUUGUCAGCCGAGGUGCUGUCUUUGAUGAGACAACCAUGGCUCUGGAUAAAGUCGAGAGCAGUAUGGAGAAGAAAGACGAUGCUGAAAUUGAAGCAACAAAGAUUCCGUUAAUCAGUUUAGACGAAGAAGAAGCUCAGGUGGAGCAAAUUGAGCAAGAUGCCGAAUCUGAUGGUUUUGAGGAAGAAGAAGAGCAUCAACAUCAUCACCAAUUAGGAAUCAAGUGGAGCAAGAAACAUGGCAGAUUGAAGGCACUCUAA